Messenger RNA from Brienomyrus brachyistius, 5278 nucleotides. It is a transcript of the gene pde10a, whose product is annotated as phosphodiesterase 10A. Lineage: Eukaryota; Metazoa; Chordata; Actinopteri; Osteoglossiformes; Mormyridae. The record is from RefSeq and is a predicted model, not a curated record. The transcript has 22 exons. Gene Ontology annotation, molecular function: protein binding; 3',5'-cGMP-stimulated cyclic-nucleotide phosphodiesterase activity. Gene Ontology annotation, biological process: signal transduction; negative regulation of receptor guanylyl cyclase signaling pathway. Bases 1110 to 3632 code for a protein of 840 amino acids.
CUGGACGCGAGAGCUACACAAGUGCUGCUGUGGACCCCCUAUUUACAGCAAACUCCUAAGUUACAAGACGGUGUCACAACAGAAAGGCAUCUCCGCGUCCACUGCCUUAAAACUAUUGAAUACCACCGUGAUAUUCAAAGUGCUUCAGCCCGAUGCUGAACCAUGCCCGUUUGGUCGAUCGGUGUUUCCCUAGCAACUGGAUCAAGAAGUUCUAUGAAGAAGCAGUCAAAGACAAGUGGAGGACCUUCAUCACGUCGGCGGGUUGAAGGUUUCUGUAUGAACAUUAAGGUACAGUUGUUUGACUCUAUAGCGCGCAAAUGUUGGUCCUCCUCUGUUUAUAAUCAGGGAAGAGAAGGAUCAGGGGAGAUCCGUUGUCGCUUCACAGAUGUUAACAACAUCUGCCACUCACUGCUUCUCUCAAGCUGGUGUGUCAAGGCACCUGUGAUCUAAACAUUUUCGGAUGUCAGCCUCGAAGACUGUUGCCUAAAGUGAAAGGGGUUGCAGUGCAUCGCGUGAGGGCAGCAUUGUUAGGGCGUAGCUUCACCCCCUGUCUCAGGCAUCGGUAUUCCACUCCCUGUUGACCACGGUGCAAUCUUGAGUCUGCGUGAAGAUUUGCUCACUGUAAGCGCUAGAGCUUCGGAUUCCAGUUGGUUCACCGCCAGUCAUGCAAAUAACUUUAAUGAAAAUGCUACAGUCGGCAACUGAAAUUAAACGCGUGACCCCCGCGUCGCCUGCGCUCUCGCGGAUAAUGCCACAGUUUAGAAACGCGUCGCCAGUGAUGAACACUUUCCAGCAAAACACUGUUCAGUAUAAUCCCGGGCACACGUGAUCACCAAAUCACCACUGUAACAAUAUUUCACAUUUAUUCUGGGGGGAAGGGGGGGGGAAGCAGGAAUAGUCGUGUCUUUUGCAAGAUAGCUAUUUCAAAAACAGUUACGUUAGUGCGUUUUGCAACUAUCUCCAUUCAUUUAAGCAUCUGCAGAGCGCACGCACACCUGCUAACUUUCUCUUCUCGUAUUGGUUUGGGGAAAUACUAUACAAUAAAGCACAGGCGAUAGAGCGGAGAGGUCUGGAUUGAUGGGAUUUCUCCACUAUCCUCUGCCUAUUGCAUGCUCAGCGAGUUGAAAGUGUCUCGUUUUCAACCGCCUCCUCACGACCGCCUUAGAACAUACUGCAGCAAUAGGUAUAAUAUUGAAAAGGAGCAUCAAAUGUCGAAGAAACGAAAAACUCCUGAUGAUGAAGGAGGCAUCGCUAACGCAGAAGGCUCAUCGCACGCGGAAGGUAGCGACCAAGGUCUGACGGACGAGAAAGUCAAGGCCUACCUUUCCCUCCACCCCCAGAUGCUGGAUGAGUUUGUGUCGGAGAGCGUAAGCACGGACACCGUGGACAGAUGGCUGAAGAGGAAGAACAGCAGCCGCCCAGGAGAUGACCCGGGCACUAAAGAAGUCAGCAGGCAGUACCAGGACACGAACAUGCAGGGCGUGGUGUACGAGCUCAACAGCUAUAUGGAGCAGCGUCUAGACACGGGGGGAGACAACAAGCUGCUUCUCUAUGAGCUGUGCAACAUCAUCAAGACUGCCACAAAAGCUGAUAGUUUUGCACUUUACUUUCUGGGAGAAUGCAACAAUAGUUUGUGUCUGUUCACCCCUACGGGGGCGAAGGAGGGUCUUCCGGGACUCAUCCCCUCGGGCCCAAUCGCCUUUGGGACCACCAUCGCCGCUCACGUUGCCAAAACACGCAAAACGCUGCUGGUGGAGGAUAUCCUGGGGGACGAGCGGUUCCCCCACGGCACCGGGCAGGGCUCAGGGAUCCGCGUGCACUCUGUCCUUUGUUUACCCAUCCUCACUGCCAUCGGGGACCUGAUCGCCAUCUUGGAGCUGCACCGUCACUGGGGGAAGGAGCCGUUCAACCUCAGCCAUCAGGAGGUUGCCACAGCAAAUUUAGCAUGGGCUUCUGUGGCCAUUCACCAAGUGCAGGUCUGCAGAGGUCUGGCCAAACAGACAGAAUUGAAUGACUUCCUGCUGGAUGUAUCAAAGACAUACUUUGACAACAUUGUGGCAAUAGACUCUCUACUUGAACAUAUUAUGAUAUAUGCAAAGAACCUGGUGAACGCAGACCGCUGCGCCCUCUUCCAGGUGGACCACAAUAAUAAAGAGCUGUAUUCGGACCUGUUUGACAUCGGCGAGGAGAACGAAGGGAAGCCUGUGUUUAGGAAGACCAAAGAAAUCAGGUUUUCAAUAGAGAAAGGAAUAGCGGGUCAGGUAGCAAGAACAGGAGAGGUCCUGAACAUCCCUGACGCCUAUGCAGACCCACGUUUCAACAGAGAAGUUGACCUGUACACUGGCUACACCACACGGAACAUCUUAUGCAUGCCUAUCGUCAGUCGGGGGAUGGUGAUAGGCGUCGUGCAGAUGGUGAACAAGCUGAGCGGAAGUGCCUUCACGAAGACCGACGAGAACAACUUCAAGAUGUUCGCCGUCUUUUGCGCCCUGGCCUUACACUGUGCAAAUAUGUACCACCGGAUCAGGCAUUCCGAGUGCAUCUACAGAGUGACCAUGGAGAAGCUGUCCUACCAUAGCAUUUGCACCUCGGAGGAGUGGAAGACCCUCACACAGCUGUCGAUGCCCACACCCAUGUACAAAGAGAUCGAGCUCUUCCACUUCGACAUCAGUCCCUUUGAAGAGCUCUGGCCAGCUGUCUUCGUGUACAUGGUGCACAGCUCCUGUGGGAAGAACAGUUUUGAGCUGGAGAAACUCUGCCGCUUCACCAUGUCUGUGCGAAAGAAUUACCGGCGUGUCCCCUACCACAACUGGAAGCAUGCAGUGACGGUGGCACACUGCAUGUACGCCAUACUGCAGAAGAACUCCGGAAUCUUCACUGAGCUGGAGCGGAAGGGUCUCCUAGUUGCCUGCUUGUGUCACGACCUCGAUCACCGUGGAUACAGCAACAGCUACCUGCAGAAGUUCGACCACCCCCUGGCAGCCCUGUACUCCACCUCCACCAUGGAGCAGCAUCACUUCUCCCAGACGGUGUCCAUCCUGCAGCUGGAAGGGCACAAUAUUUUCUCCAACCUGACUUCCAGUGAGUAUGAGCAGGUGCUGGAGAUCAUCCGUAAGGCCAUCAUAGCGACUGACUUAGCCCUGUACUUUGGUAACCGGAAGCAGUUGGAAGAGCUGCUGACCACAGGCGCAUUGGACCUCAACAACCAUGCUCACAGAGAUCGCGUGAUUGGGUUGAUGAUGACAGCGUGUGACCUCUGUUCUGUUACCAAGCUGUGGCCCGUCACACGACUCACGGCCAAUGAUAUUUAUGCAGAGUUCUGGGCUGAGGGUGAUGAAAUGAAGAAGAUUGGAAUGCAGCCCAUACCCAUGAUGGACAGGGACAAAAAGGACGAGGUGCCUCAGGGACAGGUGGGCUUCUACAACGCUGUGGCCAUCCCAUGCUACACCACCCUAACUCAGCUCUUUCCUCCAGCUACUCCUCUCCUGAGGGCAUGCAGGGAAAACCUUGGCCAGUGGGAGAAGAUCGUAAGAGGAGAGGAGGCCUCGUCGUGGGAUCCUGCGUGGGAGUCAGCAGAGUCCAGCCCAGAGUGCGAGUCAGCCAGUGCCGGCCCGGUGAAGGUGGACAAUUGACCGGCUCCCUCCGACUGCCCCCCUCCCCCCCCAAGCAGCGUGCAAACCAGGGCCUGUCCAGAGACUCUGCAGCUCCAGUGUGAAGCGCCCACUUCCUGCCGUGAAAGGAAGUGAGGCGGAGCACCAGCAGGUGACGUUUGCUAGAGGACAGCACAGCGUAACGUGACCUCGCUGGUGGGACGCAGAUGCCCGGACUGUCCUUUCACACCCUGUAGUCGACACGGUAGAUUUCAGGGUGUCAAGCUGGGCCUGUUACCCCGUCACCCGAAAACUGCUUGAGGAUCACUUGGUGAACUGGACUGUUUCACUUUCUUUAGUGUCCUUUUUCUUUUCUUUUCAGAUCAAUUUCAGCUUUUUUUUUUUGCUGUUCUAUUUUCUGUGGCCUUAAUUCUGAACCCUUUGCGAGGCAGGAGUUCGACAUUGUAAGUUUGAACAGUUUAGUUUUUGAAAUGGUACAUAAUUCUCCUUUUCCAACUUAUGGUAGCCUUGUUGCACGCAAAGGUAAUGAGACGUAUGGAUUUUUUUAAUGAGAUAAGAUGCAUGAUAUGACCCCUGAGUUGCUGCUCUGGGGGGGUCUUGCUUAUUGUCCUUUGUUACUAUGGGAAAAGGUCCUUUAAGAGUACUUGAAUGAAACAGCCUAUUUUAACACAGAUGGCAAAAAAGAAACUUCACACUGCCCCUGACUAAGAUGGAGCCAGAUAACCCUGUUCCUUUGGAGUCACACGAAAGUCACAUUACUCCUGACCAAGCCGCCUAGCCCUCAAGGACCCUUCUGUACAAGUUGGCUUCUGAUCGUCUGAGCGACAGAAACCUUGGGCGACGUCUUCCUUUUAAGAUGGAUCUCAAUCCGAAAAAAGGGGGUGUUACUGGGGGUGUUCUGGCAUGAUGAGUGAAGUAGAGGCAAAUUAAAAGCCAGAAGUGGGCAAGGAGAUGCAGCCUCUUCUCCGGGCGAGUAUAGAGGUUAUACUCCGGGCGAGUAUCGAGGCUAUACUCUGGAGGAGUAUCGAGGCUAUACUCUCAUCACUGUUUGUGUUUUGAUUCAAAAAUGGGUUUUCCGAUUUAAAAAAAAAAAAAAAAAGUACUGAAAAGUACUGAAUAAAUAAGUGCAAGAGAUGUACUCCAUUUUAAGUAGGUCCUUCCGAAACGUUCAAGUGACUUAAGCUAACGAAUCAUUUCAUAUGUACCAAAAGCUGAUAUUUAAGUGCAGAGAUUGCACUGAGGCUGAGGAAGCCCUCACCACCUAGGCUUUCCUGCCCAGUCAAACUCCAAGCAUUAUAGUAUUGUCGUCGUGAGGAUUGCCCAAGUCCUUUUGCCCCAGUCGUACUCUCACCCCCCAGCCUCCAUCCUUGUGGAGUAUAUGCAAACGCAAGAUUCCUGCAGGAGUUCACAGCGAACAAACAUCGACAGCAAAUCUAUUCCAGCCCGUUUCUGCGGAACUCGAUCAGUGGGUAGCGGAUGUGCCUGUUGGCAGGAUACCAAAACAGAGGAGAGCAAAGGUGGCUUUCGUCAGCGCUCAGGCACAGACGCUGGUUCGGUGGCACAGAUCUGGGGGCUGUCGCUCACGUGACCUGAGGCAUUUACCAGUCUGUCAGCAGCAGGGCAGGAACCGACCACAUGUCUCACCGGCGUUGGGGUCUGGUGGGGGU